Molecule: messenger RNA, 1686 nt
Organism: Symbiodinium sp. CCMP2592
Lineage: Eukaryota; Dinophyceae; Suessiales; Symbiodiniaceae
Source: the annotation of a GenBank genome assembly
AUGUCGAUGCUGUCGACCUCAUUGCCGGCGACCCCGAUGCUGGCCCCAAGGCCAUCGGCCCCGACUCCAUCGAUCCUCGACCCGGUCCGAGUCAAGGAGACACUAGCAUCAGAAGCAUCCUCAGAAGAAGGGCCCCCGCCCGAGACCAAGCAGGUCCCAGCGAUCACCACACCAGCGGAAAAACCUACCUUACUGCCAACGCCACAGCAGAAGCCCGGCCCUUCGGAGCCAAAGCCGGAUGAGAAGCUCACCCUGACACCAAAGGAGAAUCCGGCAUCGCAGCAGCAGGUGGCCCAAACAACAGCGGAAGUGGAGCCGACAUCGAAGCAGAAGGUGGCCCAAACAGCAUCGGAAGUGGAGCCGACAUCGAAGGAGAAGCCGGCCCAAACAGCGCCGGAGCCGACACCGAAGGAGAAGCCGGCCCAAACAGCGCCGGAGCCGACACCGAAGGUGGCCCAAACAGCACCGGAGCCGACACCGAAAGAGAAGCCGGCCCAAACAGCACCGGAGCCGACACCGAAAGAGAAGCCGGCCCAAACAGCACCGGAGCCGACGCCGAAAGAGAAGCCAGCCCAAACAGCACCGGAGCCGACAGUGAAAGAGAAGCCGGACGUGUCGAUGCACCCAGAGGGGCGAGUCGAGGAGCUUGUCAUAGAGAUGCCUGCUGGGACAGCAGGACAAUUUCGACAGGUCGAGGUGGAGUCGAUCGACCAAGAGCAUGAUGAUGAUUCUUCUAUGCUUCUGGGUGAUGGUGGCAUCCCAAAUCUAGAUGAUUUCGAUGCACCCCGCCCAUCACCGGAAGAACCCUCCUUGUCAGCAGGAGCCAUCGAUCGCCGCAUGCGCAGGGUCUUCACAAUCAAAGCAUCAGGUGAAUACAAGGUAUGUUCCAAGUUCGUGGAUAUGUGGAAGAAGAAGGGCUCAAGCCGGGAGACAUUGGGCAAAAUCUUUGCUUCAUGCGGAUACAGUGCAGAAGCCUUCGUCACGCAGCUGGAGGAGAUCGAGGAGAGCUUCGAAGAGGACGAACUCCUCAUCGAGGGUGAAUAUGCUUCGGAGGAAGCUAUGGAGGAAUGGGGCUGGUCUGAGAAGAGGAUCGAAGCUGUGAAGAAGUACUGUGCUUCGAACCCCACGAAAUUCAUCAGGAGGGACACCUACGAGCCCUCUCUGCUCCUGUACUGGUGUGAGAAGACUGUGAAAGCCAAACACAGGCAGGGCGAGCGAAGGAUAAGGCGACAGAUAUCUCGCUUCGAGGGCCAAGGAAUCCUGCCUUCCCAGCAGGAAGCCAAGUCUGGGCCCAUCGACCCUGGUGCAGGUAUUGUCCACGACUUCAAGGAUGUGGAUACAAAGGCUGCCUUGGAAACCAAGGAAAUCUUGGACAUGAGAAAGAAGGCAGGGGUGCCGGACAUCAACCCGGAUGCAUUGCCGAGUUCAUACUGCCAGAAGCUUCUGGUGUGUCUGAACAAGCGGAACACCAAGCUCCGGGAUUUGAAGGAUGCCUGCCCGACCCAGAACCAGAGUGGAGACAACAUCUUAAGCACUUCUCAACAGAAGAUGUACGACAAGAUCGGCAAGCUCAGCCAAGAGCUGGAGACCUUAGAGGACCAGCUUGAUGAUGCCCACAACAAAGGCAUCGUGGACGGCUUCACCCCCGAGUUUCUGGGAUUGAGUCAAAAGCAGACUUGCUCAUAA